Molecule: messenger RNA, 658 nt
Organism: Hipposideros armiger (great roundleaf bat)
Lineage: Eukaryota; Metazoa; Chordata; Mammalia; Chiroptera; Hipposideridae
Product: ALK tyrosine kinase receptor-like
Exons: 6
Coding region: 1-411 (136 amino acids)
Molecular function (GO): protein binding
Source: RefSeq, a predicted model, not a curated record
AUGGGGAUAGUCCACGUCAAUCUUAGCUGGACCGUGCUGCAGGGAAGAAUCGGACGCCCGGAGAACCCAUUCCGAGUGGCCCUGGAAUACAUCUCCAGUGGAAACCGAAGCUUGUCUGCCGUGGACUUCUUUGCCCUGAAGAACUGCAGUGAAGGAACUUCCCCGGGAUCCAAGAUGGCCUUGCAGAGUUCCUUCACCUGCUGGAAUGGGACAGUCCUCCAGCUCGGGCAGGCCUGUGACUUCCACCGGGACUGCGCCCAGGGAGAAGAUGAGGGCCAGCUGUGCAUGGCAACUUUCAAAAGCUACAGUCUUCAAGAGACAGAGCUAAGACUUGUGGUCCAGAAACAACACUCACAUCUGCUCCUUCAAGACUCACGUCAAGAGUCGAUUCUCUGGGAAGCCUUCUCUUAGCAUCCCCUACAAGUACAGCUGGUUCUUCCUCCUCGGGUCCCCUCCCCCAGCUCAGUGUCUCCAUCAUCCACCAGAACAUCCAUCCUUGUUAACAGCUUUUUUUGAGAUCGAGUUUAUAUACUAUACAAUUCAACCAUUUAAAGUGUACAAUUCAGUGUUUUUUAAUACAGUCACAGGGUUGUGCAACCAUCACCAUAGUCUAGUUUUAGAACAUUUUUAUCACUCUACGAAGAAACCCCUAGCAAGC